AUGAUGAUGACGUGCCGUCUGCUGUGCGCCCUGCUGGUGCUUGCCCUGUGCUUCUGCCCGUCUGUGUGCGUUUCAGAUCAAUCUGCCGCUUCGUCACAGGUGACAACACCGACAUCAACUGUGCCUGGAGCUAAUGGAAGCGUCACCAGUCAAUCGAACUCUGCAACAGGGUUCCCAAGAAAGGAGCCGGUUGUGGAAGUAGAAGAAAGUGUUGGAGGGGGAGAAGUUUUGACUGUUCAAGAAUCGCCAACAGUUACGGAAGCUCCGAAAGAAGUUAAGAACGGCAUGACUGGACCAAUAAGUGGCAACAACAUCCCUACAGAACAAACAAAUAAGAAGUCUGAAGCAUCUGCUCAGAAAACUACCGCUACGACCACGACCACGACAAAACCACCGACUACGACAACGACGACUACAACACAGGCACCAACCACGACGACAAUCACCACUACAACAGAGGCACCAAGUACUACGACCACCCGCGCACCGUCACGUCUUCGCGAAAUGGACGGCAGCCUAAGCAGCUCUGCGUGGGUGUGUGCCCCGCUGGUGCUCGCCGCAUCCGCGCUGGCGUACACCACUGUGGGCUGA
This is a messenger RNA of Trypanosoma cruzi, 591 nucleotides long. Its product is annotated as mucin TcMUCII, putative. NCBI's taxonomy places the organism in Eukaryota, Euglenozoa, Kinetoplastea, Trypanosomatida, Trypanosomatidae. The coding region runs from base 1 to 591 and encodes 196 amino acids. The transcript has a single exon. The record is from RefSeq and is a predicted model, not a curated record.